This is a messenger RNA of Varanus komodoensis (Komodo dragon), 6377 nucleotides long. Its product is annotated as major facilitator superfamily domain-containing protein 1-like. Gene Ontology annotation, biological process: transmembrane transport. The coding region runs from base 99 to 1541 and encodes 480 amino acids. The transcript is spliced from 13 exons. Gene Ontology annotation, molecular function: transmembrane transporter activity. NCBI's taxonomy places the organism in Eukaryota, Metazoa, Chordata, Lepidosauria, Squamata, Varanidae. The record is from RefSeq and is a predicted model, not a curated record.
CUGUGCCGUGCGCGAGGAGAGGCGUGGCCGACCAGUGGGCGGAGACUCAGGUGCCUGGCUCUGGGCGUACGAAGCGGAGGUGGCCGGAAGUGGGAGCCAUGGCGGAGGCGGCGGCCGAGAAAGUUUACUACAGGUUCCUUGUGCUUUUCUUCAAUUGCCUCUUGACAUUUGGCUCUUACUUCUGCUUUGAUAUCCCCAGUGUUUUGCAAGAGCAGUUUCAAGGGAAUAUAACCUGUCCCAAUGGAACACAUCACAAUGGCACAAGACAGAACGGGUCAGCUGAUUGUGUGGAAGGUCUGGGGAUGACACCUGAAGAAUACAACCUUUUGUAUGCCAUCUAUGCCUGGACCAAUGCACUGGUGGUGAUCGUGGCUGGCUUCUUGAUUGAUAAACUAGGAAAUCGCUUUGGGGUCUUUCUCUUCUCUUUCCUUACUGUUUUGGGGUCAUCCAUUUUUGCUCUGGGCUCGCACUUCAAAGGAACACCGUACCUCUUGCCACUGAUGCUGACAGGCAGGUUGCUGUUUGGCUCAGGAAACGGGUCACUAACAAUUGUGCAGAACCGCAUCACUGCCUUUUGGUUCAAGGGGAAGGAGCUGGCUCUGGCUUUUGGGCUAACCCUUUCCUUCUCUCGGCUUGGGAGUGUCCUCAACUUCUUCUUCACCCAGCAGUUUGAAAGUCACUAUGGUAUCCAGUGGACUCUCUGGGGAGGCGCUGUGCUGUGUGUGCUGGGCUUUGUUUCGGCUGUCGUGGUCAGCAUACUGGACAAAGUGGGCACAAAGCAGCUGGGCUUGGAUGGGAUGAUCCAGCAAGAGUCCAAGAAAGUGCGGGUUCAGGAUGUCCGACACCUGCCACUUCGCUAUUGGCUUCUGGUUCUCACCAUCAUGUUCUUCUACAAUGGGGUCUUCCCUUUUGUGGCUGAUGCCAGCAAGUUUAUCCAAGAUAAGUAUCCUGGCUACAGUCAACAGGCAGCUGCUUAUAUCGCCGGAGCUGUCUAUGAUAGCUCCCUUGUUCUCUCUGCAGUAGUUGGCAUACUAAUUGAUUAUGUUGGACUUCGAGGUGUAUUUGCUGUGGGUUGCGCAGUGCUGACAUUGCCUGUAUUUGCCCUCCUGGCUUUCACGUUUGUUCCACCGCUUGUCUCCACCAUCUGGUUGGGCAUCACCUACUCCUUUGCAGCAGCUAGUAUGUGGCCCUCUAUCCCCCUCGUGGUCCCACAGGCAACCUUGGGAACAGCCAUGGGUCUUGCAACAUCCGUACAGAUGAUUGGAAUUGGUGUCUCCAAUGUGAUUGUGGGACAGAUUCUGGGAACAAAGUCCAGUGAAUUAAAGAUUCCUUUAUGGCGCUGGCAGCAGAUGAUGAUCUUCAUGCUGGCAAACACAGUCGCUUGCAUUUUUGCUUCUGUCAGCCUCAACAUAGUGGAUAAGAAGCAGGGUGGAACACUGAACCGCUUGACGAAGCGCUCAUCAACGGAGCAAGUGGUCAGGCAGCCUGUGGAUGCAGCCCCACUCCUCAACGAGGUGGAAGACGAAGGAUCCAUCAACUAAGAAGCUUCUCCAGGAGCUAUGUGGUAGAACCCAAAGUGCCAGUGGAUUUCUUUCUUCUAAAACAUUGCCUGUGUUUAAUAAGGGAAUUUAAAGAAUAUAAGCCCAAACUUACAUGUACAGAUCCCUCUCAAGGCACUUUUACACAUGUAUGCUGGGCUUACAGUAGGAACACGAUUUUAUUACACUACAGAAGAUUCCUGCAGUCUGUCAAAAAAUUAAAUUAAAAUAAAAAAUAAUUUUUUAAAUUUAAAUUUUAAAAAAAUUAAAGUCCUGCCAAGGAGGCCUUUAAUGCCCACGUCAGGGAAGCAGCUACUGCUUCAGCAGCACAAUUCUAGGCAUGCUUAAGUCUGGUUCAUUUAAUUUAAGUAUGCUUUUAGGAAAGUGUAUAGGAAUGCAGCCUAAAGGUGUUUUUAGGUUUUCUGGUCUUGGAAUAAUGCCUUAACAGGAAGGUAGUUUUUGUUGAAAUAGUUGAAGUAGUCCUUCUGUCAUGCAGUUGGUUAAUGUAGGACUGUUUUCCUUCCAGCUUAUUGACUCCAUUGCAUAGGUAGAAACUGUCUGCAUGUGAACACUUGCAAAUCACACAGGGAAGCAACACUCAAACCAACCUGAUGGUUCUACUCACAUCAAUGGGAUUUCAAUGUGUACAUCUGCAUUUUUAUAUAUUCUAUCACUGCCCCAUUUCCUAUCCUGCCCAUUGAGCCUGGAACUGUCCCAAGGAGUGCUUCUGUACAGCCACAACACUCCCACAAAAACUUGCCUUGCCUUCAUCCCAUGGCCCCUCAGGUCGGGCUUAGUGACAACAAACUAUACGUAACAGAAAUAUUUUCUUCCUUCCUCUGUUGUUGCCCUGUAUCUAUUUCAGAUUGCAAUGCCCUGUUCUUUGUAAAGUGUCAUAUGCAUAAAUGGUGCUAUAGUAAUACUUGUGCUCAUAGGAAUAGUAGACAUCCAUUCUAAGUAUAGCACAAGCCAAUUUUAUCUACUGGGGAACUUGAGAAACUGUUCUCUCAGACUGGCGCUUGGGAUAGCAGCAUCGUCUGAUCGGUUUUGAAAAGACCAAACAACCUCAAGCAUUUGCCAACACUUGAUUUCAAUUAAAACAAAUGGGACCUACAAUAAAAAGGUUACAAUGUGGUUCAGGUUUCCAUGCACAACCUUUUUUAGGUUUCUUCAUUACACGUAACAUUUUUCUAAGUUCAGAGUUGGUUCUGACUGUUUCCCCAAGUGCAAUUAUUUCUGCAUAUGCUGGGAUUCCUCCAUGCCUGCCACUUUUUUGUGUGGAAGGUGCCAUUUGGAGAACGUGACUGGACGUUCUGCUGCGUUGGCUGUUAGCAUGUGCCUGUACAUGCAGUGAUAGCGAGACACAUCACCUUUGCUGCUUGUGCAGGCAUAUACUUGAAGGCGAGAUGCUUCACAUUACCAUUCUGAUUGCCUUACCAGCAAAAUACCACAACCAUUGUUAGGGCAAAUUCUCAGCAGACAGUAAAAACACAAACUGAGCAAAUAUGGAAAACAGUUUCUCCACCUAUAUGAGUCAGUUCUCCCCAAGCCACAUAAAACACCUUUCCUGAUGCUAUCACGUCUUGCCAGACUUGUUCUGGAUCCUGAAUGUGGUGCAUCAGCAACAAAUGGCAGCAUGUGUAGGAGGAAAACCUACUGGCAUCAGUCCCAGACCUUCUUGCAAUAAGUUGGUAGAGAAGCAAUGCCCAUUUGAGGAAACAUUUAUAUACUCCAUGUGAAAAUAAUGCCACGAGUGAUGGAGGUUGUCUGUGUUGCACACCAAAGAUUGCUUGCAAAGCUGUAUUUAAUGACUGUUCAGCAUUUGAUAUGCUUUCACACCAGAGAAGCACAACGAUGUAAAUUUAGUUCCAUUGGUGUCGGCCUUACCUUCUCCAACUGAAUGACAUGAGUGUGUGCCUCACCGUUUGCAAUUGUCCACAUGUGUGGACUUUCCAGCCACAGUAUGUUGCUGGAAAUAAAAUAUUACUGUCUUACCUACCACUAAGCUCUUGCUGUACUAGUGGUUGAAGUUUAAAACCUCUGUGCAUGUACCAUGGCAGUAUUAAUUUCUGUAGCACUUUACACAGUGGAAGUGUUUUCUAGUCUUUCCAAAAAGUACGCAGCAUGGCACUAAUACUUUCUAGCUUGUAACUAGGGAAAGGGAAAAGGGAAGCCUUUGUGCUUUAAACUCACACAAUUGCUUGGAUUAUACUGGUUCUCAAAGUCUUCAAAAUAGUCUUUUCUAAUUCUUUGUGGGGGGGGAAAUGCUUAACAAAUCCAUUUUGUAUGCACUAAAUGCUAUACUGCAAUGUCAGAUUCUUAAACGCACAAUUAAUUGCUCUUGACCUCUGCAAUCUUACAAUAAGCAGACCAGUUCUUAAGAAAAAAAUAUUUUAUAAUCAGAGGGUCUCCAACUUUUGAUUAGGUGCAACAGCUAGCUAUUGCUAGUCAUCAGCUACCCUCCUCCUCCCAAGCCCUUGCCACAUCCUGGGGAUUCUAGUGAAGAGAAGUAGGGACUUAUCCUUUCCUGGACAGUUAUGAAAGCUCUCUGGAAUUGUGACUCCCAGCCCAUGCCUGAAUUUAUAUGCAGCCUCACUUUUCAAGACUUCAGAAGGGAGGAAUGACAAACCAACAGGAAGCCUAAGUCAAACCCUGCAUGGGAGCAGACUUAAACUUUUCACGUGGAAUCGGCUCCACCAAGGGCCCUCCCUGCUUUUUUCAUCACCAAAGACAACCUGCUUUGUGUGUGAAAUCCUGUAAAUUUUGAGUGGAUUUACUUUAGGCUUGUAGGAUUUCCUUGGGUUUUAUUUAAGGUUCACUGUUGCAACCCAGCUGUAAAAGGUGGCAAGGACAAUUGCAGCUUAUACCCUGUGAGCAGGUGGGAUGACCUCUGUAUGCAAGUACAAAUUUACGACAGACCAUGAUUUCUUCUUAAUUUAUACGAUGCUUAUUGCUAUUAUUUUUAGGAGUUUAAAAACCUUGACAUGCUACUUCAGACCAACCAGCACAGUAGCCACCUAUCCACCAUCUGCCAGAUCCCACUGUAUUGAAUUAUACAAGUGUGUGUUUUAGUUAAUGAUCCUGAACAGUUAUCCCUCAAAUUGUAUUUCUGGAGUGUUGAGAAUCAUUACUCUUGACAUCUUGACUAAGGUGUGUGAUGAAAUAGGUGAGACUAGCAUCUUAUUGAACAGUAUGGAGAUGACACGACAGAGCCUGGUUCCAUUAAUAGCCCGAUAAUAGUUUCAGGGUGAUUAGCAAAUUGGCAGGACAGCUCAUACAUUUUCUCAUCUGAACCUUUUUUAAGGUGCGGUCUUCUACAAUUAUGAAUGCUAUCACUGUACGAAUUUGCGUACCCUUUCUUGCACCCCUUUUUUCAACUUGUUUUUAAUACUUGACUGACCUUUUUAAAUGCUUUGGACAACAGUAAAAUGUGACCCCCAGGUUUUCUUCACCAUUUCCUUCACUCAUCCAACCAAAGGGUGAGGAACUGAGUGCAACAGUCACGGUGCCAGCAGUCCUCACUGUGCUGGAGCUUUUUGAAAGACAGGCGUGCAUGAUUACAGUGUUGACUACCGACAGCUGCAGGUGAGGCGUAUUUCCUACAAAUAAUGCAUUUUGACACAAACAGUGAAGGACAUUUUUGAAAGUAGUACACUUUGAAGCGAUCUAGCAAGGCUGUUACGGAAUACUCGCAUCUCCUACCCUAAAUACCGUUGAACACUCUUGGAAUAAGUCAAGCACAGCUCUGUUGCAUUGGUUGUAUUGGAUCAGAACUGCAUAAUUUGAUCCAGUUGCAAGUUUGCCGUCAGCUCUGUGCUUCAAAGUGUUUAUCUUACGAAAACUGGAGAUCAUGCCGUGCAAAUUUAAUAUGACACAAACAUACUCCAGUAGCAGGGGAAGCAGUAGCUCUUACAAGUACCAUGUAGCCUUUGUGGUGGUGGAAUUUAGUAAUAUGAUCAGGGAAAAUGUAUCACUCAAAAUUACAGGACCAUGUUUCUGAGUUAUAGAUGGAUAGAUUAGUCAGUGUGUUAUCACCUGAAUUCAUAAAAGCUUGGAAGAAACUUGACUGGGACUGAGACUGACAUCCCAGACUUAAUUGUUUGGGGUUAAAGCUUACUGAAUGUAGAGGGAACUAUGCCUGACUGAAAUGCAACUCUAUUCAGAACUAUUUCCAGUUGUUUCUCCUUGCUUCAACACAUCCAUUACACCUAGUACAUCAACAAGUACUUCUAUUCCACUUUGAAACAAAAUUAACAGAAUGCUGAAAAUAGUUGCUUUUACUUUCUACUUCAGUUUGUAGAACAAAAAGAGGACCAACUAUGUCUUACAACAUUUUAUUAUUUAAGUUUCUUCAGUUGUCAAUUGACCAUGACUAACACUGAAGGGCACAGGAUGAUUACUAUAAUGGCAACACUGUUCAAUUUUAAAUAUGGGGCAAGACAAAAGGUUAUCAUUUAAUCCGUUUGAUGGAUCAGAUCAGUAAAGAUCUGCAGACGACUAGACAAUUGUCUUGAAGGGCAGCUAUUAUUUUUCAACUAAUGUGAGAACAGAACAGAUGGUAUAGAGGUGAAUCUGAUAAAGUGAACUCUUCUUUCCGAAUAAAUGAUACAAAGUCAACCUUAAAAGGCAUUUCACUAGAACAAAAACAUCCCGUAUAGGAGAUAGUAAGAACUAGAACAGAGAGAAAGGUCUUCCUGUUUGCUUCCCUGUAUCGAUUGUAAAUCCGGAGAAAAGGCACUGUUCAUACUACAUCUGUUCAAAGCUGUGGGAAGAAUUUGAAGUCAAUGUAGUAUAGUUCAUGGACUUUGGAGGAUAACACAAAUAAACUGAUUUAUUGAC